This is a messenger RNA of Corapipo altera (White-ruffed manakin), 4639 nucleotides long. RefSeq names its product cytidine and dCMP deaminase domain containing 1 (gene CDADC1). The coding region runs from base 23 to 1522 and encodes 499 amino acids. The record is from RefSeq and is a predicted model, not a curated record. Gene Ontology annotation, biological process: dUMP biosynthetic process; dTMP biosynthetic process. Gene Ontology annotation, molecular function: dCMP deaminase activity; zinc ion binding. NCBI's taxonomy places the organism in Eukaryota, Metazoa, Chordata, Aves, Passeriformes, Pipridae. Gene Ontology annotation, cellular component: cytoplasm. The transcript has 9 exons.
GCUCCGGGCGGCACCGGCACCCAUGCACGGCGCGGAGGAAGCGGCGGCGGCGGGGGGGCCGCGGGCGAACGCGGCGACCACGGCAAGCACGGCGAGCACGCAGACCGACAGCAUGGCCGGUCAAAUGCCAAGACUUUCUAAGGUCAAUCUUUUUACUUUAUUGAGUCUCUGGAUGGAGCUCUUUCCCUCGUCUGAACAAUGGAAAAAAUCACAGGUGAAGAAGAGUGGUCUAGUUGUGGUGAAAAACAUGAAGAUUAUUGGUCUUCAUUGUUCCAGUACAGACUUGCAUGCUGGCCAGAUUGCACUCAUUAAACAUGGAUCAAGACUUAAAACCUGUGAUCUUUAUUUUUCCAGAAAACCAUGUUCAACUUGUUUAAAAAUGAUUGUAAAUGCUGGGGUGAACAGGAUUUCUUACUGGCCUGCAGAUCCCGAAAUCAGCUUGCAAAACGAGGCGUCCAAUCCCACGAGUACUGAUGACGCAAAGUUAGAUGCCAAAGCAGUAGAAAGACUGAAAUCAAAUAGUCGUGCUCGUGUGUGUGUGCUGCUUCAGCCUUUGGUGUGCUAUAUGGUGCAGUUCAUUGAAGAAACUUCCACCAAGUUUGAUUUUAUUCAGAAAAUAGCAAAAUCACAGCCUGACUGUAAUACUGACUUUUAUACUGCGUGUAGACAAGAGAGAAUAAAAGAGUAUGAAAGCUUAUUCCUAAUUUCAAAUGAAGAAAUGCACAAGGAAAUAUUGAUGACAAUGGGACUGGAGAACCUCUGUGAAAAUCCAUACUUCAGCAACCUUAGGCAAAAUAUGAAAGAUCUUGUCUUGGUCUUGGCAACAGUGGCUGCCAGUGUCCCCGUCUUUGGAUGUUUUGGAUUUUACAAUUGUGAAUCCCCAAGAACAAACGAAACAGAUGAGCAGUGUUUGCCCCAAGACAUUGCAAGGCACUGUAUGAUACAAGCCAGGCUCCUUGCAUAUCGGACAGAGGAUCAUAAGACAGGAGUUGGAGCUAUUAUUUGGGCAGAAGAAAAAUCAUUGCAGAGAAGCUGUGAUGGAACAGGAGCAAUGUACUUUGUAGGCUGUGGUUACAAUGCCUUUCCUGCUGGAUCUGAAUAUGCUGAUUUUCCACACAUGGAUGAUAAGCAAAAAGAUCGUGAAAUCAGAAAGUUCAGAUAUAUUAUACAUGCGGAGCAGAACGCCUUGACAUUCAGAUGUCGAGAAAUAAAGCCAGACGAGAGAAGCAUGAUAUUUGUGACAAAGUGUCCAUGUGAUGAAUGUGUCCCUUUAAUUAAAGGGGCUGGUAUCAAGCAGAUCUAUGCAGGAGAUGUUGAUGCUGGAAAAAAGAAAGCAGACAUAUCCUAUAUGAAGUUUGGUGAACUUGAGGGUGUAAGCAAAUUUACAUGGCAACUAAAUCCAUUGUACACUAAUGCCCUUGAAUUCCAUGACCCUACAGCCAGGGAAAAUGGGGUCCAGAAAACAAAAUCGCUGGAUGACCAGCUGCACCAAAACAAGAAACUGUGUCUUGGUCACUAUUGAAUAAUUAAGCACUUCUGCAGUCUUGCUUCAUACUUUUUAUAAUACAGCCUGUUUGCACUUUCAAAUAAGGAACAGUUUUAUUUAUUGUUUGGAAAGUGAAUUUUAAAAUACGUUUAUUUAUGAUGUCUUUAAUGUUUUAUGGAAUUAACUGAAGGUCUUUUUAAUUUAGAAGCUCCUGGCGAAAAAAUGCUGCUUGUAUUUUCUGUGAAAGUAACUGGGUGGCUGAUCAUUGUUAACACAUUUUAAAAAAUACUGAAAGUUUGUUGCUGAUAUAUCAGAGUAAGAGUAAAAUGGUGUCUUAUUUGCUUGGUGUAUGGGUUGAGGGAAUGGAUUUCUAAGUUCUGGACUAGCAAAAUGCAGAAAUAAGCCCUAGUUCUUCAAAUACAAUGGUCAAGGGGAUCUUCUAGGAAAUGGUAGAUAAAUAAUCACCAGCAGCUGUUUCUGUUCCUGAAAGUGGCUUUUGCUUCUCAGUCUGCUCUGCAAUAUAAUAGACACAAAACCAUUGGGAUAGCAAUCAUUGUUAGGUAAAUGAUUUGGAUAUCAAUCUUGUCUCUCAUACACUCUGUCUUCCACCUACCAUAGCAGCAGUUGUUUCAUGGUACUUGCCUUGCUGCUUUGUGUCCAUCCUCAAGUGCAGUCCAUCUGAUUUAAUGAAGACAAAGAUUAGCUUUGUUUUUUCUCAGCUUCUGGAUGCAGGCCUAAAAGCAUUCAGCUGUAUGCAUCUCACUGGCACCUACAUAAAUGUGAAGAUUGCUAGUGUUUUGGUUUUGUUAAUCUUCACUAACAGCCUUCUAGGACUACUGAGGUGAAUAAAUUGCCAGUGUCCUGUUGUUUCUUAGAUAGGAUGAUCUGUACCAGUGGAAUACUCCAAAUAUUUUCAGGUGCCAAUCUUUAAUGUGGAGCAAGGGUGACAUUAAAACAGCAGUGAAACUGCAGUCUAGUGCUUUUGCUAGUUUUGAGGGGGUAGGUAAUGGGUAACCAGAACAAUGAGUUGUACCCAUCUUUUGAGAGGUCUCUGUCCUAAUUCCCAUCUGUUUCCUGCUUUGAAUCUGACCUCUAGCUGUUUGUUUUAACAGAUGCCUCAAGACUUUUUGUUAACUCCUCUGCUGAACUCUCAAGUGCAAAUACCAAACCACUUUUUUCUGCUGCUGCUGGUAGGAUACAUGAACAGCCCUUUCCAGUUCUUUCAUGCAUUUUGUCUUUGCUGCCCUCCUUAAGGUCCUGGAAGGGGAAUCAUGUCUUAAGAUACUGCUGUAAGUUGUCUUUGUUUCUUUUAGGUUUUGGAAAAGCUUGGAACUAGACAGCAAAGCUGUGAUUGGAUAGUGUGCAGAGCACCCUUAAAGUGAUAUUAUUAUAUGGUAUUCGUGCUCACCCAGUUUGGAUACUGGUCCUGUAAUUUAAGGUGUACAGUUCUUGAUGCUUGGAGAUGCAGGAAGGAGCUGUGCUUCCCCAUGGCUCAUAGCAUAGCUUCAUUCUUGAGUACCUGGACUUUAGAACUGGGGAAUGCUUAUAUCCUCUUACCAUCAUGAGAAUUCACCCUUCCUGAAGCUGGAGAAGCUGCUGUUUCUCUGAGCCUAGUAAGACUGAAGGCUACUUCAGGGCUGCUGGUUGAGUGUGGUAUGUGCAGGGCUGGCAGCAGAAAUCUCACCAGGUGAUUGGCUGACCUCCUUCACCACUGCUGCCUUGCCAAGCAGGAUGCAUACAGUCCUUUCCCAGGACCAGGUAGAGAGUGAAAGAGAAAAAUCUGACCCUCUUUGUCAACUUAAGGGCAUGAUGGUGAAAUCCAUUUUUGUAUCACACCUCAAAAGACUGCUUUCUCACCGUAGCUCAUGGGGAAAUUGCUGAGCUGCCACUUCACCAGGUCUUGUAAUCCAGUGCUGAGGAACCUAGGUCCUGAAUCUAGGAUGAGCAGAUCCAGCUGCAAGGGGAUUAAGUCGUUGAUCUGGGUGCUGUAUAAACCUCAGAAAGACAUUUUUUUUCCUCUGAUCAAGGAUUCCAUAGUUUCAUUGUUUACAUCUUUCAUAUGAGGAUAAAGUCAAAUGUUGCGGUUUCAUAAUGGGUUUUUAAAUCAUAAAUAUCUUACUUCAACAUAUGUCCUUUUCACUUUUUAUAAGGAUCUUGUAUUAGAAUAAUUACUCUUGGCUUUUUCGACAGAUCACUGCCCAAAUUAAAGUCUGCCCUACUCCACCCACUGAAACCUUCUGGUUUCCAUAAUCCACUGGCAAUACUCUUAUAUUGAGGUAGAAGCAAGGAAAAAAACAGGGCCAGGUUUAAGUUUGAUCCUCUUCAAGUUUUAUACUGAUCAGUCUGCUGGUAUUAAAAUCAGUAAAAUCUGUGUCUUUAUAUGAACAGCUGAAAUCAAAAAGUCCCUGAAACAUUAUAAGUGGCCUGGAUACACAGAGAAGUGGUCAAGAUUCAAGUCAAAUAUCACGCACAUGAAAUAACUACACUGCAGUAAACGCUGCUGGUGACCUGUACUUCAGGAGGACUUAAGAUUCUACCUUUACUUUAAAUAACUUUUUUUUUAAAAGAGGAUUUUUUUACAAAAUUUUCUGUGAAACUUGCAAUUGCUUGUAAGGCUGAAGGCUUGGAAGCCUGGCUUUAUUUGCGUCUUGCUGUUUUCUACAGAUUCCUCCAGGUGCUCACAAAUUUCUGUAGGCUCUGAUUAUCAGUAUAACCCUACUUCUUCAAUUUUUACUGGAAUUACAAAGUAGAGGCUAUAUCUUGGCCAACAGGAACAAUGUGAAUGGGGUUUCUCUCUAAGCCUGUGGACUCUGUAGGUGCUGCUGUGCUUGUCUGCUUACGAGGGAGAGCCAUGGAAGAUUGGACAUCUCCUGCAGUGCUUAUUUUGCAGAUGAGCUCUAGGAUGUUUGUUUCUUACGUAAAAAUUACAAAGUAUUUACUCAAGAAAUGUUAAAGUUAUAUAUUUUAUAUGUUGUAUGAAAUUUCCAUGUGCAUUUUGUGUCUCUUCCAUUCAUUUCAGAACAAUCAUUUUAAUUGCAGGUAUUAACUAUCAGUAAUAAUUUGGCCUCUUGACCAAGAAUUACAGAAAUUCACUGUUAAUUGUCUGCCUUACAGCAAAACAUGUUUUCUGCUAAUAAAUUAAUCUGACAGUAA